This is a messenger RNA of Folsomia candida, 2030 nucleotides long. Its product is annotated as importin subunit alpha-3. NCBI's taxonomy places the organism in Eukaryota, Metazoa, Arthropoda, Collembola, Entomobryomorpha, Isotomidae. The coding region runs from base 66 to 1784 and encodes 572 amino acids. The transcript is spliced from 9 exons. The record is from RefSeq and is a predicted model, not a curated record.
CAAGCAACCUUGAUGCUAAUCCGGCCAGUAGAGCCACAGCUUUUGUAGAUUUUACUAGCAAAAUCAUGGAUCAAAGUGCGCAGGAAUCGGAGCUGGAGGGUUACAACAGUGCCGAGUCGACACCUCCAGAAUCUGGGUGUACCACUCAGGACGAAGUAGUGGACGAUACCUUCAUCAAAUCAAACAACUUGGAAGAGGACGAACCCACGACGCAACAACCGGAUGCUGCAGUGACGACAGGUUCAAAACCACAAAUUGAUUCUUCUUCCGGACAUGAGAGCGUCUUGCUGCACCCCUCGUCCUCUUCUGCUGACCUCGUUCACAACAUCAUCCAAGGCAUCAAGAGCGAUGACCCUACCCUCCAACUGACCGCGUGUCAAUCCUUACUUCUGACCACUCCUCAAAAGUCAGAGUCGUCAUUGUCGUCUUCAACGGCGUCCUUGCCCUCCAUCCUCAACUCCUUGCUGGACCCCAUCAUCGAGGCGGGUCUAGUGGGUCAGAUUCUCGGCUUCACAACAUCCUCCCCAUCAUCUUCAUCCUCCUCACUUCGUACAGCGGCCGCCUGGGUGGUCGCCUCACUGGCCAGAAUCGAGUCCAAACUCCUCGUGGACAAGGGAGCUAUUCCAAAAUUGAUACAAAUUCUUACCGCGGAAAGAUUAGAUCUUACCAAUGCUUCACCCGUUAUUCCUGCCGCGUAUGGGUUGAGCGUUCUUGCAAUAACCAGCGGUGGAUAUGAUAAGCGCCUCUUCGUCAAUGAAAUUCGAGACGGUGGAGUAAUUCCGAUUCUGAGAAGUAGAGUGAGACACGUCUUGGAUGAGAUGUCCACCACGACAUCCAAUGGUGAUUUAUAUCCUCUCCUCCUCGCCCUCACCAGACUGGCCAAAAGUGUGUGCUACGUGCCCAAAAAUGUCAAGAUCACGACCGACCGGAUGUCACUCUUGAAGACUUUGUGCGAUAUUUGCGCUCGUGUCAGGAUUGACGAGAAUUCUUCUUGGACAGAAGUUGACAUCUUGUACCACGCGACUUGGGGGCUUUACUACCUCACAAAAACUGGUCGAGAAGACGCCAUGGAUGUCCUCGUUCGGCGCAAUGAGGACAACGAGAGUCCCACCAUAAUUCAAAAUCUGGUCCAUGGAGUCGCCUUGGCUCAACGUGACGGGCAGAAUCACCACUUGCGCCAAAGACUGCUCCGACCUUGUCUCAACGUGAUUGGAAAUGUCGUCUCGAGCACGGUUGACGUUCAUACUGACAUUGUUCUCGAGUGUGGCGUCCUCCCUCACCUUAAUCGCCUCAUGUUAGAGGCCGAGUGGACGGGCGAGGUCAACUGGAUCGUGUCCAAUAUUGCGGCUGGGAAUGUGACCCAAAAGGAGGAGUUAUUCCAGGCUGGAUUCUUCCCCCUUCUCUUGGACGUGUUCAGAUCCGGAAGUCUUCCAGGUCGAAAGGAAGCUGUAUUUACCGUCGUCAACAUUAUGGACAAGGGUUCCUUGGCGCACAAGGAGUGGUUAGUGAACAACGGCGUGCUUUCCUUACUAAUCCAGCUCGUCAAGGAACACCCCGACCUCGUCCUGGUCAAUGUUCUCGAUGCCAUUUACUUGUUCGUCAAGUCAUUUCGGUCUCCCAAUAAUUCACUUGACGAUGAGGACAUUUUGCAGCGGCAUCUGAACGAGAGUGGGGUUCUCGUGGAACUCAGCAAGUUUCAGGACCAUGAGGAUGACGAGGUCACAAAUCGGAUCGACUACAUUUUGGAUGUAGGACUCAAUAAUUCAAACAAUUGGAAUAUUUGACCAAAUUCAGUAUCAUGCAAAAUUUCAAUUGUAAUUAAACCUAUAUUUGCAAAAAUUUUGUCUCAACUUUUUCCCCGUUCGACACAUUAUUUAUUUUCUUGUACUUAUCAAUACUUAAAAAAUCUUCUCAUCGUCGUCGUUUCGUUGUAAAUAUUUUUACUUUGUGAAAAAAUGCUAAGAAAUGCUCGAUAACUAUUCUUUCCUCGAUAAGAUUCACAUAUUCGCAGUCACACAUAUGCAUAUCAU